Messenger RNA from Ceutorhynchus assimilis (cabbage seed weevil), 5299 nucleotides. NCBI's taxonomy places the organism in Eukaryota, Metazoa, Arthropoda, Insecta, Coleoptera, Curculionidae. The record is from the annotation of a GenBank genome assembly.
CGCUGCUUCAGUAAAGUGUGUUUGUUUAUACUAACAAAAAUGGUUUUUUCCUGAUACAAAUGGAGUGGAGCUAUUUAAAUUGUUUAGUCGUGUUUGUGUUAAUGCAGGAAAAUGGCUACUAAUAUUCAUCAAUCGCGAAAUUACGUGUGGUCAACUGACGAUAUUUUGGGAAGAGGUUCUACAUGUUCAGUUUACAAAGGAAUAAACAAAAACAAUGGAGAAUUUGUAGCAAUCAAGGUCGUUGAGGCAGCUCUAGGAGUCCGGGAAUUUGAAAUGUUAAAGAAAAUCAAACAUGAAAACAUAGUGAAACUUCUUUCCAUAGAACAAGAAUGUCCUAAUAGGAAUUCUGGGCGGAUGCAACCAAGACAAAUUUUGGUUACAGAGCUUUGCACCGGAGGUUGUUUGAGCAACAUCCUAGAUGAUCCGGAAAACAUUUACGGUUUGGAUGAUUCCGAAUUUUUACUAUUUUUGUCUCACCUUUAUGCUGGCAUGAAAUAUUUGAGAGAUAACGACAUAGUUCAUAGAGAUUUGAAACCAGGCAAUAUAAUGAAAUGCAUACUAGACGAUGGCACUUCAGUAUACAAACUGAUUGACUUUGGUGCUGCCAGAGAUCUUCCAGACGGAAAAGAAUUUGUAUCUGUUUACGGUACCGAAGAGUAUUUAGCUCCUGACGUGUAUGAAAGAGCUUUACUAGGGACUCCUGGCAGAGCUUUCCGUGCCACUGUAGACCUAUGGUCUACUGGAGUUACUUUGUAUCAUGUGGUUACAGGUGAAUUGCCUUUUCGGCCUUUUGGAGGCAGACGAAAUAGGCAAACCAUGCAUUAUAUAACGACCCACAAGAAAGCUGGUAUUAUUUCCGGAAUCCAACAAAAUCUAAAUGGAUCGAUUAUUUGGAGCUCAAAAUUGCCAGAAAAUUGUCUUUUGAGUCCAAAUCUGAGAAAAAUAAUUACACCGUUAAUAGCUGGACUAUUGGAAUCUGACGUAACAAAAAUUUGGACUUUCAAAGAGUUUUUUGAUACAGUUGACACGAUUGUUACAAGAAAAAUCGUCCAUGUUUUUGAUAUUAAUAAUCAAGGUUUGAUUAAAAUUUACCUCAACCCAUUUGACACUAUAGAAAUACUUCAAAAAGAUAUUUCUAUACAAACUGACAUUGCACCGGAAAAUCAAAUUUUAAUUUACAAAGCAGAUGAACUCAGUGGAGAAACUUUGCUUGCAACUACUGAAAAGUGCCCCGUAUUUGUAUUCUCAAAAGAAAACUCAAAAAUUAAUGUUCUUGAUUUAAAAGAAAUGUCUCCAAUUAUUUCUUUUACUAAAAAACUGGAAUUGGGGGAGGACUUUAAACUAGCCAGAAAAGCUUGCUGCAAUGCUUACCAAGCCAAAAGACUCAUUGAAAAAUAUUCAAUAAUCACUCAACUGAUACACAAUACAGUUGAAAAUGUAAUAAAAUGCAUUAAAAUACGAUUAAAAAAAUUAAUGUGCGAAGCUGAAUAUUUAAUGAGCAAAUGCAAAAUAUUCAAUAAAGCAGCUGGCAUUUUUGAGACCUUGCAAAACGUUGCUAAGUACAAAGCCAAGACAAAUAAUUGUGAAGAGCUGAGUAAUAUUAGUCAAGAUUUUGUUGCAAUCUAUAAUUUGCACACGAAAUACAAUUACGAAAAUUUAGCUGAGAAGGAAUGGGAGAGUGCGAUUAAAGAUUUUGAAAAUCCUUUUGAAUCCAGAUUAACUGUGAGAGCAUCAACACUUGCUGAUCGCAUAAAAGACUCCAUGAACCAUCUAAGAAUUGGCCGAGAUUAUCCGCUACCUCAAAACCAUCAAUAUCAGCUUGAAUGUAUCAAAAUUGCAAAAACCUGGACCCAUUUACAUCAUCUUUUAGAAACCGUUGCAUACCAUCAAUAUACCACUUUGAUUAAGGUAUUUGAAAGUUGGUUCAACAAAGUCCAAAAAGACUAUAUGGAAUUGGAAACUUUAAGCCAGACGAUUAACGAGUUUAAAGUAAACUUGAACAAGUUUGAAGAUAAAUUUGACGUGGACGUUGACGAAUUUAAUGAGUAUUUAAAAGCAAAUCCUAAUAAUAAUGAGCCGACAGAGAAAAUUAAAUAUGUAAAAGAUCCAGUUUUACAUAGCCGCCUGAAAAAUAAGUUGAAAACUUAUAAUUAUAAAACUGGUAAUAAUCUGAUUGCUGAAAAUUCCGAGCUCAUAAACAAAUUAAAGGAAUGCACAUCGGAUCUUGAUGGCAAUAAAUUUGAUUUGGAAGAUUUCAUUUAAACUAAUAACAUCAGGUAUUUCUAUAUUUAAUUCAAAUCAUUGUGUUACGGUUACUUUAAGUGCGGCUAUUUCACUAACAGACACUUACCAAAGACUUACUUAUUUGAUUGGUGAGACCCACCCAGAAAAUAAACUACUAUAGUAUAAUAUAACUGAAUUUAUUAACUUUAUACUACAAGUGUAUAAUACAAAAAAUAUUGUAUAUUAUAAUCGAUACAAACAACGCUCUCAAUUUUUUUUUCUAUAAUUUAAUUUAAGAGGUAAACAGUAUUGCAUUUGAUAAAGCUUAUAAAUAUAGGAAGUGUAAUUUUAUUUAAAAAAAAAAAUAAAAAUAUUUCUGAGCAAGGAAACGAUUUUCUUAUAAUGUUUUUCCAAUUACCUAAAAAUGUAUUAAACUCUCAAAUAAUCACAAUAAUCGCAAAACCAAAAAUGCUUACAAAGGAAUGUGAACUAGCAUUAUUGAAAGAACAAAAAACAUACAUAUAGAGUACAAAAUGGGUGUGUUCCAACUUUAGCCAAAAAUGGUCGUUUCUUGUGCAAGAUUGGAACAGAACAGACAUGAAACACAGAGAGCUCUGGUACACUAGAGCGCAGGACAAAUAAGAAUCUAUUUGAAAGAAUAAAUUCAAUAUACUGUUUCACGGUAAGUACUCAGAAAAGAAGUGAAAUUAAGCAAGUUGGUAGAAAGAAGCUUAAAGGCAAAUUAAUGUAGUAGAGAGUGUAAAAAUAAUAGCACAUUAAUUUUUUGUUCUGCACUCCAGAGCCGAAUCACACAUUUUUUUUUAGUACAAUAUUGUUCACACUCGUAAACUAAUGGCAGUUCUACUUUGUGCGUUGUCACAAUUAUUUUUGGCCAUAAUCUCAAGUUGUGUACUUUUCGUAAAAAACGGCCUUGAAUAGCAAUUAUUGCUAUUUUAAAGAGUUAAACAAUAAACGAGGUUUAUUGCUUUUAAAUAUGCCAGAAGACAAAGGACCCUGCCCAAAGUAUACGGAAAUUGUGUUUAUGUCAGAAUUGGCUGAAUUUUGGAUAUAAUAUAGAUUACGCCUUUCUGAUUAAAAGUUACCAUUGCACCAAUCCUGAAAAAUGACUCCUUUUUGAAAAAAAAUAAUUUUAUAGGGGGCAAGUAAAACACUUAGAAAUUAUAACGAAUGUUCAAUGUAGCGUGAAAAGGUAAGCUUGUGGCGCGUAAUUUUCUCAAAAAGGAAUCAUUUUUCAGAGUUGGUGCAAUGGUAACUUUUAAUCAGAAAGGCGUAAUCUAUAUUAUAUACAAAAUUCAGCCAAUUCUGACAUAAACAUAAUUUCCGUAUACUUUGGGUAGGGUCCUUUAUCCAUUAAAAUUGGCUAAACAACAAUUAGUAUUAUGCACUGUAAUUUAAAAAUUGUCACUGUGUGUGCAUUAUUCAAUUAAAUACUGUAAAUUGGUUUAUAGAACGAAUAGUGGCGACGAUUUUGUAUGUUGUAACUUCAAUAAUUGACAGAAACUUUAGUACAGUCAGUCGCUUUUAAUCUGAUACUCCAACGGAAUGUGAGCUGGUGGCUCCCUACAUUAGAACUCCAAUGGUCACCAACACCUCUCACCUGUUGUUGUUAUAUGCUUCACUCCCGUGCUCCUCAUACGGAAAGUGUCAAAUUAAAAACGACGGAGAAUAUCUUUAGUAAAGUUAAUUGAGCGGGAUUCAUCAGCCCAUAAAAGUUGUACCAUAAUCUCGUAUGGUUGUUUUUUUUUUGCGUUUUGUAAAUAUGCGCAGUAAAUUGUAAAUAAAAACCAUCAAGGAUUUCUGAUUAGUUCUGAUACUUAGGACUAAUUCUGAAUAAACAUUUUGAAUUAAUAAAUUAGUCAAAAAAUAUCAGAAAGCUUAUACAGACCGGACCAACCUACUAGACACAUAGGGAGUAAUCAGACAAAUAAUUAGCCUGUACCCGAUUUAGCCAAGCUACACGAAUUUUAAUAACUUGCAGGAAUGAUCAAAGAUCCACCAUGACGAUCCUGCAGUGAAAUGGGUAUCAGUCAACUGAUCUCAUUCUAGUAGCCUGGUCCUUUCUGUAUAUAAAUCUUAUACCCUUAGGCCCUUUGAAUCAAAGAGAAGUACCCAAAAUCGUAGCCGCCCCCGGAUUAUCAAUCAAUAAUGAAAUAUUCCGUUAUUCCAAAUUGUUUAAAUACGCACAACACUAAGUUACAAACAAAACAAAAUUCUUUAUACAAAAUACAAUUAAUUACGAACCAGUCACAAAUUUCCGUAUAAAUAUCAGACAAUUUUUGUUUUACAUAAAUAAUUUGUUUAAAAAAUUCAAUUUUACGCUUAAUAUAAAUCCGUAAAAAGACAAACAUAAAGUAUAAAAAUAAAUUUAAAGAAUGUUAAAAUAAUUGGUAAAAAAAACGUAGGUAAAAUGCAGUUUACAUGAAAAUUUUUCAAAUACACAUAUUCAAAGAAUACAAUAAGAGCUAAAGAAGAAAUUAAAACCUAAUAAAGUUUAGUUGAUAAACAAUGUAAAUCUUCGAUUUGUAAAAAUGCUAUUAGUGAAUAAGAUGAUGCGCAGUCACAGGGUAAUUUCAGACAUAAGUUUCUUAUGUUCCCAAGGUAGCCUUACAGUCAAUUAAGUGAGAAAAUUAUACUAUAGCUCUUAUGAUUUGACAACAAAAUUCUAAUGUAAAGUGCAUCUCCAAAUACACUGACAAAAAAAAAUUCGCGGCAUUUUCUUUCAAUGUUACAACGACCCACGCACAAGCAGACCAAGACCGAAAAAUACCACCACCUCCCAUCAACCUAAUCAAUGAUAGUGCAACUCUAAAGUAUUACACAACCAGUCGGUUGGGGGGUGGGCCAUUCCUCAGUAAGCCGAAGCCUCUUUGUACUCGGACCCUUCCAUUGUAAAGAAGUCUUCUAGUUUCCAUUGGAGGGUUUCGAAGGUGGGCCUUCGUAACGGAUCGCGAUGCCAGCAUUCCAGCAUGAUGUCGUAGAGACGCGGCGGGCAACUGGGCGGCGCCGGCAUACGGUAACCGUGCUCCACUUGAUGGAGAACUUCGGCAUUAGUCAU